UCAAAUUUUCUCCAAAUUGACCAACAAUGGCGGACCCUUGGAUUAGAGUAGCAGUGGACGCUAUUCACGCUUCUCCGACCCAGUGCGUCCUUUACCUCGCCGGCGGCGCCUCCCAGGCGGUGGGGUGGCUAAUAUCAGUUCCCGGAGCUUCCAACACUGUCCUUGAAGCCCUCGUCCCCUAUUCCAGAAUGUCCAUGAUUCAGUUACUCGGCAAGAUUCCGACCCAAUUUUGUAGCGGGAAGACUGCUGAAGAAAUGGCUUUGGUGGCCUACAAUCGCGCUCUCAAGCUCUCCAGACCAGGUCUCCCAGUUCUUGGCGUGGGUUUUACAGGCUCUCUUGGUAGCACGCGUCCGAAACUCGGGGAUCACAGGUUUCACUUGUCGACAAGAACGGCCAACAGACUUUGGGUAUCGACGGUUACCCUUUCUAAGGGUUUGCGAACCAGGGAGCAAGAAGAUUUCCUGUCAAGUCAACUUUUACUCAAGGCAAUUGUGUGUGCUUGCAAAGUUCCAGGAUCAUUUGUCCCGGAUUUAACUGAAUCUGAUGUAUCUGAGGAGUCUGAAAAAGAGUUCAGUGAAGAUGAAGAGCUACAGCAGCUUAUAGAUGGGCAAAUAUGCUUUAAGGUUUAUCCAUUUUCAAGUGGGGUGCAUAACUUAAAUGCAGAAAGAAGGGUAGUAUUACCUGGUUCUUUUAAUCCGUUGCAUGAAGGUCACCUCAAGCUCUUAGAUGUUGCUACCAGCAUUUGUGAAGACGCGUAUCCGUGUUUUGAAAUAUCAGCAGUCAAUGCUGACAAACCUCCACUUUCAGUAUCACAGAUCAAAGAUCGUGUCAAGCAGUUUGAAAAAGCUGGUAAGACGGUGAUCAUAUCAAAUCAGCCUUACUUUUAUAAGAAAGCCGAAAUAUUUCCAGGCAGUGCGUUUGUAAUUGGCGCUGACACAGCAGCAAGGCUUGUUCAUCCCAAGUACUACGAUGGGAACUAUAACAAGAUGCUGGAGAUUCUAACUGGAUGCAAGGCAACAGGCUGCACUUUUCUUGUGGCAGGCCGUAACGUAGACGGUGUUUUCAAGGUCGGUUACACGUUUCAGAAACUUGUUAGGGCACAUUCUCGAUUUUUACCUUUCAUAUUAGUCUUUGUUGAACUUACCGUCGCUAUUGCAUGGCACAUUCUGCAGGUUCUUGAUGAUUUAGAAAUUCCGGAGGAGUUGAAAGACAUGUUCAUCUCGAUACCUGAAGGGAAGUUCCGCAUGGAUAUUUCCUCCUCUGAAAUUAGGAAAAAGCUUGGAAUGUGAAUGCCAUAGCCGCUUUUAGGCCAUAAAGAAGGGACAGGAAAGGCAGAGAAAGCUUUACUGGGUUUUGGUUUAUGCAUUUGUGCUGAAAAGGAGGAUCAUUCAAGAACAGAGAAAAAUAAAGGAUAAUAUCAGCUGUGAUUUUUUUAAUGGAAGGAAGAAUUCUCUAUUUGUGUACAGAUUGAUGAGCAAAAUAAUAUCCGUAUUAAGGCUGUGUGAGAGUACCAAACAUUUUUUUUAUUAGUCGUUUACAGUGUACGUGGGGCUGUCGUUUUCAUGAAUAUACAUACAAAUCAUCAAUUGAUGAA
Molecule: messenger RNA, 1594 nt
Organism: Morus notabilis
Lineage: Eukaryota; Viridiplantae; Streptophyta; Magnoliopsida; Rosales; Moraceae
Exons: 11
Coding region: 27-1289 (420 amino acids)
Cellular component (GO): cytoplasm; nucleus
Molecular function (GO): ATP hydrolysis activity; nicotinamide-nucleotide adenylyltransferase activity
Source: RefSeq, a predicted model, not a curated record